AUGAAGUCCUCCCUAAUCCUCCCCUUCGCGACCCUGGCCUCGGCCAUCUGCCACCACCGCACAUCCCUCUACGCCCGCUCCGCCGGCGCCGAGGGCGAGGUCGAGGUCGCCACGUUCGGCUACAACGACCUGACGGGCCCCCUGAACUGGCACGGCCACAAGAACGAGAGCUCAAAGUGCGCGACGGGCACGCAGCAGAGCCCGAUCAACCUCAACGACACCUCGGCGACGCUCGUGGCCGGCGCGAGCCUGGGGUUCGACCUGCCGGCGUACCCGGACGGCGCGGUCCUCGAGAACCUCGGCAGCACGCUCGAGGUCGUCGCGCAGAACGGCACGCUGACGAGGGACGGGAGGACGUACGCGCUCAAGCAGUUCCACUUCCACACGCCCAGCGAGCACCGCGUCGAGAGCGAGUAUUUCCCCAUGGAGGUGCAUUUUGUGUUUGAGGCGGAUGCCGAGGCGAAUCAGAACUCCACGGGCCCCAGCGCCUCCGUCGUCGGCUUCCUGAUCGAGGUCGACAACACCUCCCCCUCUCCCCUCCUGUCCAACGUCUUCGCGCACCUCGACGAGGUCGCGGAGCCCGGCUCGCACUCGGAGACGCAGGGCCUCGACUUCUGCGAGCUCAAGGACCUCCUGGCGCGCUCCGACGUGUACCAGUACGGCGGCAGCCUGACGACGCCGCCGUGCACGGAGGGCAUCGCGUGGAACGUGGUCGCGGAGCCGCUGACGGUCGACGACGUCACGUUCCGCGCCGCCAAGAAGGUCAUGAAGUUCAACUCGCGGUACACGCAGAACGUCCCCGGCCGGAAGAACCUGCUGGAUCACUCCAGGGUCAUGCUCAACGCCAUGUCGCCUUAA
Messenger RNA from Colletotrichum karsti, 858 nucleotides. RefSeq names its product carbonic anhydrase. NCBI's taxonomy places the organism in Eukaryota, Fungi, Ascomycota, Sordariomycetes, Glomerellales, Glomerellaceae. The record is from RefSeq and is a predicted model, not a curated record. Bases 1 to 858 code for a protein of 285 amino acids. The transcript has 2 exons. Gene Ontology annotation, molecular function: zinc ion binding; carbonate dehydratase activity.